Molecule: messenger RNA, 2102 nt
Organism: Pteropus alecto (black flying fox)
Lineage: Eukaryota; Metazoa; Chordata; Mammalia; Chiroptera; Pteropodidae
Gene: RPUSD3
Product: RNA pseudouridylate synthase domain containing 3
Exons: 9
Coding region: 37-1071 (344 amino acids)
Biological process (GO): pseudouridine synthesis
Molecular function (GO): RNA binding; pseudouridine synthase activity
Source: RefSeq, a predicted model, not a curated record
CCUCUGGACACAUGCGCACUGUCCUCGCUCGGGGACAUGGGUGGCUACUGUACUUUGGGUCGCGUCUCGGGAAGUUGGCGUCUGGCGUCAGGGGUGUGCUCAGCUUUCAAGGCCGCAGGUUUUGGGACCGAGGCCCGGCAUCAGCGGCAACCUCAAGGCUCCAGCAAAUGGUUGGGAACCCCGGGGAAACAGCCCUUUCCAGGGCUGCUGCAGCCAGAAUACCUCAGUCGGGAGGAGCUGGUUGAUGUGCUGAGGGCAUCUGUGGUGGACCAGAAAGGACCACUAGUGACUUUGAACAAGCCACAAGGUCUGCCAGUGACAGGGAAACCAGGAGAGCUGACAUUGCUCUCGGUGCUGCCAGAGCUGAGCCAGUCCCUGGGGCUUGGAGAGAGGGAGCUCCAAAUUGUCCAAGCAUCUGAGAAGGAGUCCUCUGGGCUUGUACUCCUCUCUAGUUGCCCCCAAACAGCAAGCCGCCUCCAGAAGUUCUUUACCCACUCACGGAGAGCCCAGAGACCCAUAGCCACCUACUGGGCUGUCACUGAUGGGAUCCCAACUACUUCUGAGGGGAAGAUCCAAGCAGCUCUGAAAUUGGAACACAUUGAUGGUGUCAGUCUCGUAGUUCCAGUGAAGUCCCCAACCCGAAAGGACAUCCUAGAAGGUGUCAAGAGGACCCUCAGCUACUUCCGUGUGGUGGCUACUGGCUCUGGCUGUGCCCUGGUCCAGCUGCAGCCAUUGACAGUGUUCCCAAGUCAGCUACAGGUACACAUGGUACUGCAACUCUGUCCUAUGCUUGGGGACCACAAGUAUUCCACCGGUGUGGGCACUGUUCUGGGCCAGCGCUUUCUACUGCCAGCUGAGAGCAUCAAGCCCCAAAGACAGGUUCUGGAUGAAGCCCUCAUCAGAUGCCUCCACCUAACACCCUCCCAGGUUGCCCAGCUGCCAUUGCACCUCCACCUGCACUGUCUCCACCUCCCAGGCGCCAGGCCCAGGGACUCCCCCGUUGAGCUUGUGGCACCCUUGCCCCCUUAUUUCUCCAGGACCUUACAGUGCCUGGGGCUCCGCCAACAAUAGUUGUCCUUCUGUUCCUUUUAUUUCCAUUGGAAAGCAAUGGGUGUAGAGGCACCGCAGGCCUGAGGAGUGUGAGUUCAGUGCUCAACAUACAGAAAGGCUAUGGUUUAAGACCCUGGGCUCCGUAGUCAGAUUAACCUAAGAUCAAAUCCUUGCUGUGUGGCAUCAGACAAAUAACUUCACCUCUCUGGAUUUGAGAUAAUAGAAGUACUUAACUCAGUAUGGUUUUGAGGAUUUGCUUAGAAAGUAAAUGUUUAUCAUGGAACAUGUUUUCUGCUGAGUUCAGUGUGUGGUCUUUUGUUUGGCUAUUUCUGUUCCAGUUCUAGGUGGGAAGAAAUGUUAGAUUUUUAAAUUGUGGUAAAAUACACCUAGCAAGAUUUACCAUCUUAACUGUUUUUAAGUGUACAGUUAGUGGCAUUACGUACAUUCAUGCUGUUGUGUAAUCACCACCACCAUCCAUCCCAGAACUCUUCAUCUUGCAGAACUGAAACUCGGUUCUCAUUAAACACUAAGUCCCCAUUCCCUUUCUCCCAACUCCUAGUAGCCACUGUUCUCCUUGUCUCUAUGAAUUUGACUACUCUAGGGAACCUCAUAUAAGAUAGAUUUUUUACUAAAAAAAAUUGAGACAUAUAUUAAAUAGAGUGCAUAAAAUCUCUGUAAUUUAAAGAAUAAUUUUAAUAUGACACCCAUAUGACCAUUCAGGGCAUGAAAUAAACAUCCUUUCCUUUCUUGUAGAGCAGUUCUCAACAUGGCCCCUACAUUAGAACCCCCACUACUUAACCCCCCUCAGGAAGCUCAGGAGUGAUUCUGCACCCCAAAGAUACUGGUUUAAUUAGUCUGGGGUGGAGACCCCUAGCAUCAUCUUUUUUUUAAAGCUCCCAGAGGGGUUCAGUCUAAGUUGGAAUCACUGCCCUUUUGGAAGAAUCCUUUCCUUGCUUGUCUUUUAAAGUUUUACCACAUAAUGUAUGCAUCCUUAAACACUAUAUUUCAUUUUGCCUGUUUCUGAAGUUUCUAUAAAUGGAAUCAUGCUUAUA